AUGCUGGCGUCGAUGCUGGCGUCUGGACUUUGUUUAUUGGUUGGCAUGUGGCCAGUAUGGCACUGGCUCACGCUGCCCUAUUUGGUCAUGUGGUCCUGGGGCGUCAUCGUCCAGCUGCUGGUGAUUCUACCACCAGUGCUACAGCGAGUCGUGUUCGUCGGCGCGUACUGCUGGUUCAUGUAUUCGUACAUCUCGAUGGCUUUUGUACGCGCGCAGGAAAAGUAG
Messenger RNA from Peronospora matthiolae, 225 nucleotides. Lineage: Eukaryota; Oomycota; Peronosporomycetes; Peronosporales; Peronosporaceae. The record is from the annotation of a GenBank genome assembly.